CGGACGGGAGGGGUGCGGACGGGAGGACAGCGGACGGGAGGACGGCGGACGGCGGACGGCGGGGCGGCGCGGACAGACGCGGCCGGACACAGCCGGGCCCGGGGCGUUGGGGGCGCGCACUGCGGGCCCGGGUCGGCGCCGGACGAGUGGCCAGACAUUAGGGCAGCACCGCGGCGCCUCUGCCGACUCCGCCUGGACGAGCAAUGGCCGACGACUCUAAACCCGGGUUCUACAUGGACGAACUUAACAAAUUCAAACAGCAGCACGGCGAGGAGGUGCAGUACCAGGAGCUGCCCCACUCGGCCCUGUCCAGGCGUUUCAGCUUUGUAUUUCAGGUGGUUGUCGGCAGCCAGACGUUCCCCAAAGCGGGGGGCAGCAGUAAGAAGGAGGCCAGGAACGCCGCCGCCAAGGCCGCACUCGAGGUCCUGAAGGCGCAGAACGGAGAACGUGCUUUCUCGAUGCCCGAGAACCACGUGGGCCAGCUCAACACGUUUGCCCAGAAGGGCGGAAUGCGGGUCAUCUACGAGUGCGAAGAGCAGGGCCAAAAGUUCCAGUCCAGGUGCAGAGUCAACGGGAAAGUCUACGGCUCGGCGCUGGCCGUGUCCAAGCAGAAGGCGAAGCAGCAGGCCGCCAAGAAGGCCCUGGAGAAGUUGCGCUCGGAGGACGCGGCUGCGAGGCCCCAAGUGCCCUCGGCGGCGUUCAGCGCGUCCAGCGCGUCCAGCGCGUCCAGCGCGUCCAGCGGCGAGAGCAGCCCCUGGCUCAGAUCCCGCGGGCUCAGCAGCCCCGAGUCGCUCUCGGAAGGAAGUUGCUCUGGCAGAAGCAGCCUCAGUGAUGGCAGUUUCUCGUCCCCGGUCUGGAGCUUCAGGAAUCCUCUCAGGCUGACAGAGAGGCCAGUAUGUGUUGGAAAUGGAGCUUCCUCAUGCAAGGGCUCGUCGGCCUCAUGCGCUAAGUCUCGGAGGUGUGUGGAAAACCAUCCCGCGGGAAGGGCCCGGGAAGGGCCAGAUACAGCCAGUCUCGGGCGGCUCCGUGUCACUUUGCAGACUCUGCGUCCCUCUGAUUUGCUCUUGAAUUGCAGGGCAGCGCCGGCCCUGGUCUCCCCUGUGAAGGCGACGGCCGACAACAAGUACACCACAGAGAAGAGGCUUCUUGAGGACUUCACAGACAUCACACCCAUUGGCAGUGGCGGGUAUGGGCAAGUCUUCAAGGCCCGCCACAAUAUCGACCGCAAGACUUACGUCAUUAAACGCGUUAAAUACGACAGCUGGAAAGCGGAGCGAGAGGUGAAGGCGCUGGCGGCCUUGAGGCACCCGAACAUCGUGUCCUACCACGACUGCUGGAGCGGCUCCGACCGCUGCUUCCGGGACCCCGACUCCAGCAGUGUGUCCGAAGAUGGGGGAGAAUUUCCUCGUGCUGGCGGGUCGGAGACUAAGUGCCUUUUCAUCAAGAUGGAGUUCUGUGACAAGGGCACUCUGGAGCACUGGAUCGACAGCAGGAGGGGCCAGACGCCCAACAAGGACCUGGCGUUGCAGUUUUUUGAACAAAUAGUUGAAGGUGUGAAUUACAUACACGGAAGAGGAUUUAUUCAUAGAGACCUCAAGCCGUCCAACAUAUUUCUCGUGGACGAAACGCAAGUAAAGAUCGGAGACUUCGGGCUCGUCACCCACCUGAGGAACGACAGCAAACGGACCACGGGCAUGGGCACCAGGCGCUACAUGAGCCCGGAGCAGCUUUCAUCAACAGAUUAUGGCAAUAAAGUGGACAUCUUUGCCUUGGGGAUCAUCUUCGUGGAGCUGACUCACAUCUGUAAAACUGCUUGGGAAAUGGCAGAGAUCAUUUCACAGCUGAAGGGAGAAGGAAAACUCCCCCCCGUAUUCCAAGGCAGAGAAAAAACUCUCCUGGAGAAAUUAGUCGCACGGAACCCCAAGGAGCGCCCCAGUGCCCAGGAGCUGCUGCAGACCCUGAGGAGCUGGAGGGAUGUUGCCGGGCUCGGCAUGCACAGGACGUGCUAGAGCCUUUCCGAGACAGCCGCUGCGACGUCCCCUGGUCCGGGACUGUAAAGACUUGUUAGGGAAAACUGUGAAGGCUUGGGGCUGGAGCAAUAGCACAGCGGGUGGGGCGUUUGCCUUGCACGCGGCCAAGCUGGGUUCGAUCCCCGGCAUCCCAAAUGGUCCCCUGAGCAUCGCCAGGGAAAAUUCCUGAGUGCAGAGCCAGGAUUCACCCCUGUGCAUCGCCGGGUGUGACCCAAAAAGCAAAAAAAAAAUUGUUCAAAUUUACUAGCUUUUUUUUCUGUUUUUAAAUUAUUAUUCCCUUAACUUUUUUUUAUAAGUUUACAGAGAGCUUUGCCUUUUAACUUCAAACUCAAUAAUAUAAAUCAAAAAAAAUCUUUUUUUUUUUUUUUAUUGAAUCACUGUGAGAAGUCACAAAGCUUUCAGGUUUAAGUCUCUGUCAUACAAUGACCAAACACCCAUCCCUUCACUAGUGCACAUGUUCCACCACCAAGAACCCCAGUAUACCUCUCCUCCCCCCAACCUGUGUAGCUAAUGAUCUUAAAGAUCUUCACUUUACUCUCUAUAUACUUUGAUUACAUUGAAUAUUUCAACAGAAAACUCACUAUUAUCAUUUGGAAUUUUCCCCUAACAAUCAGACCUGCUGAAAAGGCAUCAUUUGAUCAUUUAUUUUCCAUUGCUGAGAAUGAAGAGUAUAUGAGGCCGCGUGGCUGCAACAGUGGCCUGAGGUUUUGCAUUUCUGGUAUUUUAGAAAUUAAGUCCAGAGCAAUUUCCAGAAGUUGCGUUACUGCAAGCUCGUACCACCGGUUAGUGGGCUCUAUAAGAUGGUGGUCGCCACCCGGCCACCACUGCGGCCGCCUCGGAAAGGAAAAGCCUUUCCCCUCCCGGGGUGCCAUGGAGUCGUAGCUCAGUCCAGUCUAGAGGCAUUUCUGUAAGAAGCCACUGGGUGCCGACAGUAGUUAGUAGGCCUCCGGGAUCAGGGUCUUUUAGGAGCAGAGGAGCUGUUCAUGGGCAGCCGCUCUGGGUCUCAUCUGGGCGGAGAGUGCCCAAAAAAUCAUUCUUGCGGGGCUGGAGCAAUAGCACAGUGGGGAGGGCAUUUGCCUUGCACGCGGCCAACCCGGGUUCGAUUUCCAGCAUCCCAUACGGUCCCCUGAGCACCACCAGGGGUGAUUCCUGAGUGCAGAGCCAGGAGUAACCCCUGUGCAUUGCCAGGUGUGACCCCAAAAAAAAGCAAAAAAAAAAAAUUAUUCUUGCACUUGAUUUUCCCCCAGGACUUCUCAUUAUGAAGAUGAGAGAAAAAAAUGCCCUAACUUUCCUGAUAUCAGUUAGUAAAAGUAUCACUGUUAUCACUGUAUCACUGCCAUCCCGUUGCUCAUCGAUUUGCUCGAGCGGGCACCAGUAAUGUCUCCGUUGUGAGAAUUAGUAAAAUAAUUAAUAAAUAUGUAUUAAAUAUGUACUGUUUCCAGACCAAAAUCUAUUGAGACCAUCUAGGUCUUAAAUAGCUAACAAGCUAAUAGGAGAAGCGAUCCUUAAAAAAAAAAAAAAAUCAUGUGCAGUCACUUUGGCAUCCUUUAAGACGGUUAAAUGUUUCCAAGUUUUGGAGUCACCAAAUCCAUUCGGACACACAGGCCUGAGAGAAUGUUCUAGAAAUCUUGUUUCCCUUAGCCGAAAGAACAGGAAACAAAACUAAUGUCCAGCCCAAGGAAAGCAGAUUUGGUCGUAUCCCCCAUUGCAAUAUUAUGCAGCAGUGAAAAGUGAAUGCCAGUAAGUGCAGCACAAGGGCACUGCGGAAGACAGGCAAGGAGGAGGGCCGGGUAGCCCAGGUCCCUCAGCGUGGGACCUCCUCCGUCUGACUGGCUGUCGCCCAAACCCUCGUUUACGCAGCGUUUGCUACCAGUGUGCAGAAAUGACCCCGCUGCCACCUCAGCAGAAACAGCCGGGGGAGGGCAGGCUGACAGACGCGAGGGGUCAGGACGGUGUCCGGGCUGUGGCUCUUUGGGGGGCUGCCGUCAUAGCUGCUGCUGGGUGCAUUCAAGAUCCGCCCGGAAGUAGGCGCUGUGGUCAGCUCCCUGGUCCACGCGAGCCUGGAGGCGGUCACUGCAGCGCCUCUCGGGUCUGUGCCCUGCUGGUCCUGUGUCCAGGCGGACUCAGGUCUUACCUCAAGGUCUCUCGAUCCUCUCUGCGUUGGCUUUUGCAGAGGGUUUUACUUUUCUGUGUGUGGCAUCCAGUUUUCACAGCACCGCUUGCAGUGGCCAUCCCUGAGCUGGCUGGCAGGGAGACCGGCUGGUCACUGGUCCCUAGAGUCCCCUGGCCAAGCCUCUCCCAAGCCUCUGCCCCGCCACCCCUGGACUGUUUGGGGACCCAGGGCAGCUUCCGCUGCUCCCUUCCCAACACCUUGCCCCGU
Sorex araneus (European shrew) is the source of this 4410-nucleotide messenger RNA. RefSeq names its product eukaryotic translation initiation factor 2 alpha kinase 2 (gene EIF2AK2). The record is from RefSeq and is a predicted model, not a curated record. The transcript has 18 exons. Bases 204 to 2009 code for a protein of 601 amino acids. NCBI's taxonomy places the organism in Eukaryota, Metazoa, Chordata, Mammalia, Eulipotyphla, Soricidae. Gene Ontology annotation, biological process: protein phosphorylation. Gene Ontology annotation, molecular function: protein kinase activity; ATP binding.